Messenger RNA from Aegilops tauschii subsp. strangulata, 3453 nucleotides. The record is from RefSeq and is a predicted model, not a curated record. NCBI's taxonomy places the organism in Eukaryota, Viridiplantae, Streptophyta, Magnoliopsida, Poales, Poaceae.
AUGGCCCUCGACGUGACCGCUCCAUGCAGCGCCCCUUCAGCUGCCCUGGCUAGUUUCUCGUCACUGAUCCAGGCGCCUACCGCUCCCCUUCUGCCUGCCCCUGCUCCACGUCGCCGGAACGUGGUGCCACCGAAUUUCACCCCCCGGCGCAGCCAUCGGCUGGUGCGCUCUGACCGAGGCCUCGACUCCGAGUCCAAGGCACGGCGUGUCCUUCUCCGCCGCCUUGGCCUCCUUAGCGACGACGAGCCACUCUCUGCGGAUAUCUUGGCUAAAUACUCCAGGCUCUUUGAGGAACCCCUUGCGGCCCAGACUGUGCAGGAACUCGCCGACUUCUACGGUUGGAACGUGCCGUCUAGUUUCUCGCUCGGGUCCGCGACGCCGAACACUCGUGGCCUCAACUGUCCAGCGAAGCGCAGCGCUGUCCGCUCGUUCGUGCGUGCUGCUCGCCCCGCUGUGGUUUGCUUGCAGGAGACGAAGCUCGCAGAUGUCACCCCCUUCCUAGUCGCCGACUCCCUUGGGAACGAGUUCUCUAGUUUCUUUCACCUCCCCGCUGACGGCACGCGCGGAGGCAUCGUCCUCGCUUGGCGCCCUUCUGAGAUCUCCCUUACCAACCCCCUCAUCAGGGCUCAUUUCGUCACGGCCUGUGCUACCACUCCAGGCUCCGACUCCUACUGGUGGAUCACGGGCGUCUACGGCCCCCGGGACGAGGCGGGCAAAGCCUCCAUGCUCGCAGACCUCUCCGACUUCCGCGCCGCUCGGAUUGGCCCUUGGAUUGUCAACGGUGACUUUAACAUGAUCACGUCCGCGGCUGACAAGAAUAAUGACCGGCUCAACCAGCCCUCUAUGCGGCGUUUCUGUCACUUCAUGGCCGACACUGAGAUCCGCGAUCUAUAUCUGCAUGGCAGGCGCUACACCUGGUCCAAUGAGCGCGACCCUCCCACUCUCACGGUCGCCGCCGCUUGGCAUGAGCCGGCGCGCGACUUGGACCCGUUUCGCCGCAUCUUCGCCAGCCUCAAAUGCACCGCUCGUCGUCUGCAGAGCUGGAGCGCUCGGAGGAUCGGCCAUGUUGCGCUUCAGCUCUCCAUCUCCCGCGAGCUCAUCGCGCGCCUCGACGCGGCUCAAGACUUUCGGCCCCUCUCGCUGGCGGAAUCCUGGCUUCGUCACCAGUUGAAGAGAACUUACCUUGGACUCACCUCCCUGGACAGAUCCAUCGCUCUCCAACGGGUCCAUCUUUCCUGGCUGCGCGCCGGCGACACCGACAUUGCCUUCCUCCCCCUUCGGGCUGCCCAUCGCAGACAUCGGAACCGCAUCCAUGAGCUCCGCGUGGGCGAUGACGUCGUCACUGAACCCGUGGCCAUGGCUGAGGCCGCCUUCUCCCACUUCUCUAGCCUGCUCGGCACCGCCGACCACCGUGACCAUACCAUCGCCCUUGACGAAAUUGACGAUAGGCACUUCGACCUUUCUGCACUCGACCAACCCUCCUCCGCCGAUGAGAUCUGGUCCGCCGUUCGCCAGUUGCCCCGCGGCAAGGCGCCCGGACCUGACGGCUUCACAGUCGAAUUCUUGAUCGCUGCGUGGGAUAUCGUCCGCGAUGACUUCGUCGAGGCCUUCGGCAAGCUCUACGACCUCAACGGCCGUGGCUUCCACAAGCUGAACGAAGCUCUCCUCACCAUUCUUCACAAGCAUCCGGAAGCCUCAUCGCUCUCUGAGUAUAGACCGAUCAGCCUCAUACACCUGUUCGCCAAGUUGUUCGCCAAGGUGCUCUCUCUCCGGCUUGCGCCGCGUCUCGGUGAGCUCAUCUCCACCAACCAGAGUGCCUUGAUUGCCGGUCGGAGCAUCCACGACAACUUCAUGCUCGUCCAGCAGACCGCCAGGCAACUGCACUCUCUCCGUCUGCCGCGUGUCCUCCUCAAGCUGGACAUCGCCCGCGCUUUCGACUCCGUCUCCUGGCCGUUUCUCCUCGAGGUGCUUCAGCACCUGGGUUUUGGUCCCCGCUGGCGCAACUGGAUAUCCAUCCUCCUCUCCACGGCCAGCACCAAGGUGCUCAUUAACGGGCUCCCAGGACCACCGAUCCGGCACUACAAGGGGCUUCGCCAGGGCGACCCCGUGUCCCCCAUGCUCUUCGUGAUCGUCAUCAAUGUCCUUAACCGCCUCUUCCAGCGCGCGCACCUCCCUGGGGCUCCUACGCCGGCUCACUGGCCGCCAUAUGGCCUCCAGCCUCUCCCUCUACGCGGACGACGUCUGCCCCCCGAGCUCCGUGGAUCCAUCUCCGACCACUUCCCGUGCGCGAUCGGCGAGUUCCCCGCCAAGUACCUCGGCCUCCCGCUUUCCAUCCAGAAGAUCACCGCCUCAUCUCUCCAACCCUUCGUCGAAAAGCUGGAGAAAAAGCUCUCCCCAUGGUGGGCGUCCAUGCUUUCCCACGGCGAGCGUUUGGCCCUUAUCCGACAUGUGUUCUGCGCGAUGCCCACGCACAUCCUGAUUGCCAUGUCUCUGCACCCCUCCAUUCUACGCCAAGUGAAUCGCCUCCUCCGCGCUUUUCUCUGGCAAGGACUGAAGACCACCAAUGGAGGCCACUGCCUUGUCAGCUGGGCCAAGGCCAUCUUUCGAGCUUCUACCUCCUGGACGAUCGGCGACGGUGCCACCUGCCUAUUUUGGGACGACCACUGGAUCAACGGGCUCUCCAUCGCCGAGCUGGCUCCGCUCCUCCACGCCCUCGUCCCCCGCCGACACCGCAGAGUCCGCACCGUGGCCGCGGGCCUGGCCUCCCGCGCCUGGAUCCACGAUGUGCAGGGCCAUCUAUCCCCCGCGGCGCUGGUUCAAUACGUCCUUCUCUGGACGCGGCUUCAACAGGUCACGCUCUCCGCCUCGCCGGACGUCCUCACCUGGCGCUGGACCCCGAGCGCCGUAUACUCCGCCAAAUCCUGCUACAAAGCUCUUUUCGUCGGCUCUACGAUCGAGCCCUCCUGGCGCCUCACCUGGAAAUCCUGGGCACCCCUACGCAUCAAGAUCUUCCUCUGGCUCGCCUUCCAGGGACGAUGCUGGACCGCCGACCGGCUUGCUCGCCGCGGCCUUGCCCACGCCCCUCUUUGCCUCCUUUGUGACCAGGAGCCCGAGACCAUGGCGCACUUGCUCACGGGCUGCGUCUUCUCCAGGCAAACUUGGCACGAAGUCCUUUCUUGGCUUCGUGUCCCCAACAUGCCGCUUCCAGGCCCCGGGCUAUGUUUCCGCGACUGGUUCGCCCAGUCCGUGGAGGACGCCCCCACCGCCCUUCGUCGCGGCCUAGCCUCGCUCAUCAUCCUCACUGCAUGGCGCAUUUGGAAGGCGAGAAACGCUUGCGUCUUCAACGGAGCAACCCCCUCUAUCCCGCUCCUCGUCCACGACAUCAAGGAAGACGCCCGCAACUGGGCCGCCGCCGGAGCCAAGGGGCUCAGCAACAUGCUCCCGCCCGCGUAG